UUAACUGUUUCUCUGACGCGUUCAAGGUUUCUUGAUCCGUGCAACGCGCAAACCAUUGUCUGUCGUCGUACCGCCAAAUGUACCAGCACCACUAAAAAACCCAGUCCAUCCAAUAACCCUCGUUCCAAAUUCCGUUUUCGAUUCAAGUAUGAACGCAUCGCUGUGUGUUGUUUUGUUGCUGGCACUCAUCGUGCAAAUCGAUUGUGCCAAGGAUAUGAUGAGGAAGAGCAUUGUUUAUGACAAGAACACGCCGGAUGUGUUCUACUGUCCUAUACACAAGCCCUCGGGAUUCGACAAGUUAAUCGUCAAGGCGAGACCUUUGAAGAAACUGUGUGAGUUCGAGGGUAAGAGAUUACCAGAGGACUACAAGAGCGAUUGUUACCAAGAUGUGGAUGAAUCCGACUAUGCCUGCAAAGAAAAAUACAGGAUAAUGAUGAGAAAGAACCCUCCCGGUUCCGAUGAGCCGUACGAAAACAGUCGGAUGGCACGAUUCGUGGACGUCGACAAAGAGUUUUACAUCAUGAAAAUGGGAAAUCGCCAGGUCAAAAAACAACCGGUCUUCAAGUCCAAAAGGCCGAACGUGUUUUUAAGGAACAGGUUGGGUUAAAUUAGAACACCACGAGGAAAUUUUAUUAACAGAACCAAAGCGAAUCGACUAAUUGACUAAAAAUUAAAAGGGGGACGCAACUAAAUAAAUGCGAAUUGUUUUGUUUUGUAUAUUAAUGUUAUGUAUAUAAUGAGUGUAAUAAAUGCUAAUUUAAGAAAAA
This is a messenger RNA of Aethina tumida (small hive beetle), 767 nucleotides long. RefSeq lists its product as uncharacterized. The record is from RefSeq and is a predicted model, not a curated record. NCBI's taxonomy places the organism in Eukaryota, Metazoa, Arthropoda, Insecta, Coleoptera, Nitidulidae. The transcript has 4 exons. Bases 149 to 607 code for a protein of 152 amino acids.